UUCAGGGCAAGGCGCACACGGCAGUCCGACAGGUCUCAAUCCAGGCCUGCACCCGUCCUCGGCAUCGCUCCAUCAGGGAUUCAAAGUCUUGAACCAGUCUUGCACACACAAGGCCUCCACGGGUCUAGGAUUCGAACCAGCGGCUAUAGUAAACAGGGCUACAAACGGGGCUACGAUGGUUGCCACAGCGAGGGCAGUGGUCUGCCUGUCUUUCUGGUUGUCUGUGGUUCAGGUCCGGGGAUCCUACAUCCCUCCAAUGAUGAACAAAACCAUCCAGGACCUCCUGCGGCACUAUAGUAUCUCACCUAAAGAGAGAUUUAACGGGAAGCCGGUCUUCUCCAAAGAACCGCUGACGGGAAAAAUGGAGGGAAAGCGGGUGUUGAUGGGAGGCAUUCUGGACACAUACGAGAAGCUGAUUGGCCAGAUGUUGAAGCAGCAGCCCACCCCGACCCCCCAGACCGCCGGGAGCCACGAGCGUCUCACCCCCGCCGCCGCCGGCUCUGCCAGUGAUGGCAGCGUCAGGUGGGGGUUGAACUACAUCCUGCAGAGGGUCCAAGUGCUGAGGAAAAACUAUUACCAGGAGCAAAAGACGCUUCUGCAGAAGCUCAAGGCUCUUGACGAAAUCAAGCUGGAUAACCGUGUGGUCCAGAGCAAAGCAUUGUGGGAGCUGCCGUGGCUGUACGAGGAGGCGAGCUCGUUGAACGACACCAUCAAGCUGGAGCGGAGGAUGAGGCGCCGCCGCCGCCGCCGCCAAGCCCGGAAGGUCAAGACUCGUCUGACAGCCUGAAACAACAGCACGCCUCCAACAUGUCAACAAUGACAGCACCAGGGAUGAUUAACGACUAAAAAUUAAAAUUUAAUUAAAAAUACAUUAUAAUGCCAAAGAAUAUCCAAAUUUAAACCAGCGUGCCAACUUCUUAUUCUAUUUUCUAAGAGGUUUUUUAAGAGGUUAUUUAUAAAUAAAUGUAUAUUUAUUACACCAGCAGCCUAAGCCUAGAAGAUAUUGUACAUUUCUAAAAUUCACAUAUCUUUUUUUAGGGAUGUUCGGAGCUCGAUACUUGAAAGAGGCGUGGCGGUUUGAUCCUGUGAAAUGUUUAUUAAAACUAAAAGUCAAUCAACUCACUUUAUCAAACUCAAUAUCGACCAGUUUCCACCUGGAAAUACUUGAUUUCUACUUAUUUUAAAAUGUUUAUUUAAUGCUCAGAAAAUCAGCCAAUUAGAAUAAUAAGACAUUUAACUGUCAGCAGCUCAUGUAGUACAAAGUACACAUGAGUUGAAUACUGACAUAACCUUAAAUGCACUCUGAACAUGUGGGUCCAGCACUGAAGUAGAAGUACUAUACUCUUUAGGGAUUUUUGUAUUUUACCGACAUGUAAUAUUCUAUUUAUGUUUGUAUUUAAAGCGUAUUUAAUAAGCGUAAUGCUAUGACUGAUGCUAAUUUAUUGUAUUUAUUGAUUGAUUGGUACAUGCAGAGAAAUGCAACUGAAUAAAGCACAAUG
Molecule: messenger RNA, 1499 nt
Organism: Etheostoma cragini (Arkansas darter)
Lineage: Eukaryota; Metazoa; Chordata; Actinopteri; Perciformes; Percidae
Product: interferon gamma-like
Exons: 4
Coding region: 176-787 (203 amino acids)
Biological process (GO): immune response
Cellular component (GO): extracellular region
Molecular function (GO): type II interferon receptor binding
Source: RefSeq, a predicted model, not a curated record